Messenger RNA from Trichoderma gamsii, 1371 nucleotides. RefSeq lists its product as hypothetical. The record is from RefSeq and is a predicted model, not a curated record. Lineage: Eukaryota; Fungi; Ascomycota; Sordariomycetes; Hypocreales; Hypocreaceae. Gene Ontology annotation, molecular function: protein binding. The transcript has a single exon. The annotation marks the transcript as partial.
AUGACGCCAAUCUUGCAUCUCCCUCCAGAGAUCACUGGCUACUUAAUCGAACAUCUAUCGCUUGACGAUCUCUUAUGCCUACGCCAAACGUGCCACACGCUAAAUCAUAAUACAUUUCACCUAUUCGCCCCUAAUGUAUUUACCAAAAAUCACUUUGGCAUGCGCCGCGUUAUGCUUGAGCGCCGAAGCUUGGAAGCCUUAGCUCAUAUUGCCGAGCACCCUACUCUUGGUCCGUUGAUCAAAGAAGUGGAAAUAAGUACCAAUCAUCUCUUGCCGCUUGAUGAGCUCCGCAAGAUUAAACCGCCUUCUAGACCUAUAUCAGAGAUCGAGGCCAUGUUAGAACGCAGGAGAAAUGGCCAAGAUGAAGAGACCGGGGAAGAAGAAGUAGAGGAAGAGGAGGAGGAAGAGGAGGAUGAAGAGGAGGAUGAAGAGGAGGAUGAAGAGGAGGAUGAAGAGGAGGAUGAAGAGGAGGAUGAAGAGGAGGAUGAAGAGGAGGAUGAAGAAGAUGCAAGUAACGAAGGAUCCGAGAGCAAUCAUCAUCGCUACUACCCUCACCUACGCCUUCUAAACAAAGAGGCUUAUCGCAAGGCUUUUCAUGACCAGGAGGAACUCAUCCGGUGCGGAGACGACAUCAAUUAUCUCACGCGGGCUAUGAAAAGCCUUGUUAAUUGCGUUACCAUAAGAAUCACUGAUGAUAAUCGGAUCUGGGGCUUAAAGCGUCUGCAGAAAGAAAUCGGCAUACUCCCGCAGAGGUGUCUUACCUUUAAGUCGCCAAAAAGUGUCGAGCUGGUCCGCCGAAUGCUACAUGCUCUGUUUACUGCACUUGCCGAGGGCAACGCCUCCAUUGACUUCCUAGAGAUUACUUCUGGCUCCGUUGUCGAGAAUGCUAACCGCAUAAGCCCCGACAUGCUCGUUAAGCCCACAUCCGCGGCUUUGGAUAACUUUCGGCUUCAUACCUUAACUACUCUGUCUCUCAAUCUCGAUUCAAAGUCUCCCGAGCAUAACGCUACUUCGAUUGACUGGUCAUACGACCUGAUUCAAUUCCUCCAUCGAUUUCCGGAGCUCUCUCAGUUUAGUAUCGAGUUUGAAUACCGCGAUGAAGACAGAGGCAGCUUUACCGGCUCCCCUGAAUGGCGGUCAUCAGACUUCCACACGACGAACUACGCUACCUAUACCCGCUUCUCGAAGCUUUCUCAGUUGCUUUUUAUCCCAAAGCUGGAGAUUGUCCAGUUAGGGCUGUUUGACUGCACUGGCAUGGAACUUGCCCUUUUUCUCCUUCGCCACCAGAGUACGCUAAAAGAUAUUCACCUUGAUGGUAUUGUUCUUAUUGAUGCCGAUGGUGAAAUUGGGAGCUGGCUUUGGCUCCUUGAG